This is a messenger RNA of Chanos chanos (milkfish), 3429 nucleotides long. It is a transcript of the gene wdr95, whose product is annotated as WD40 repeat domain 95. Bases 1 to 3429 code for a protein of 1142 amino acids. The record is from RefSeq and is a predicted model, not a curated record. Lineage: Eukaryota; Metazoa; Chordata; Actinopteri; Gonorynchiformes; Chanidae. Gene Ontology annotation, molecular function: protein binding; calcium ion binding. The transcript is spliced from 30 exons.
AUGUUCGCUGAGCUGGGACGUAUGGCCAGGCCUGGCGGGUGUGGGCUGGAGAAGCCUGGAGAACAGAGGCAGACAGAUGAGAGGGCUGGACAGACUGUGAAGCCCCCUGAGUGGCUGGAGAGAGAGCUGCUGAGACAGGAGCACCGGCGUCACUCCGUUGCCCUUGGAGACAGAGCUAAACUUAGCACACAGCAGCAAUGCAUGUCUAAUCCUGAUUACACUCUCUGCAAACUGAAGACUGAUGUUCAAAUUCAGGAACUGUUCAUGAAGAUUGAUUACUCUGGGCAAGGUCGGAUUCAAUGGGGUGAAUUCUGCACUUACAUGAAGCUGGAGUACACAGAGAAAGAGGAGUCAGUGUCACGCAGCAGACAGGCGGCCUUUACUUUGCCUGCAGACAGAAAAGCACUGAGCCAUGGUGAGCCCGUUCUGAGAAUCCAUCCUGCCUCCGACGGAAACAUAGUCACAGUGAGGGAGGAUGGGACUGUCAACUACUGGAGCCCUGAUCUCUGUCUAAAGAGGAGCAAGACUGUGUUUCAUGAAAGACCCAUCACUCGGAAACCAAAAUGGGCGACUGACUUCGUCAUAAUGGCUCAGUACAAUAAACUGAUCAUUGGGACUGGGGACAAGGAGAUCCAGAUGUAUGAGCUGUCCUCUCUGGAGCCCUACUGCCAAGUGAACUCACUGGACACUGUCCCUCUCACACUAGACUACUGUCACACAGGUCCAGACAAAUGCAUCCUUCUGUAUGGAGACGUUCAGGGCUGUGUCAGCAUCAUCCUAAUGACAGCCGCCGGAGAGACUCUGCGAAUGUGGAAGAAGCUGCCAAAGGUUGAAAACAUACCAAACAUAGAUAUUGACAAUGCAGUGCUGUCUCCACAUGUGACAUACAUUCGAUGGAAAGUCCACGAGGGCUGGGUCACAAAGGUUAAAUAUUAUCAAAAUAUUGGAGCUGUGGUGUCCACAUCAAACGAUGAAGCUUCUGCUCUUGUUAUUGGUAAUGUCCAUAGCUGCGCUGUUCCAUCGACCAACAUCCAACAGCAGUUGCGGGAGAUCGAGGAAAUCUGUCAUGAGGGCAAACUCAAGAAGGUCACACCCAUCCUCGGCACUCCUCAGCGGAGGGCAGCUAGUAAUCAGACAGUGUUUUCUAUUUGCAAAGGGGUUAUGACCUUUGACCUUUGUAAAAAGCACAAUCUCCUGGUGACAGGAGGAAUGGAUAGACAUGUGCGCCUGUGGAAUCCAUAUACUCCUGGGAAGCCAGCAGGGACACUGAAGGGGCACACUGCUCCUGUAUUCUACCUCUUCAUUUCCUCAGAGGACCAGCACAUCGUCUCCGUCUCAACGGAUAAUUCUGUUAAAAUCUGGGAUAUCCAUGAUGAAUCAUGCCUGUUCACUGCACACCCUAGAACCAGCCUAAUCUCCGGAGAUCUGUCAGCAUGUCUCUACUCUCCCUUGGUCAAACGACUCUAUGUGGCCACCGACUCCCUCGCUGUGUUGCCCCUAAAGACAAGGUCCCUGCAUCAUGGCCGUGUGACUGUGUCUCAUGGGGAGUCGGUUAUGUGCUGUGGUUACUCAGAGGCCUUUCGACAGGUGGUCAGCUGCACAGAGGGCUCAGUUGUGAAAGUGUGGGAUGUGGACACGGGACAGCAAGUAUUUGAAUAUGGAGGUGCUCAUGGACACGCAGCCAUCACGUGCAUGGCCUUUGACCUGCUUGGCAGACGACUGGUGACUGGGGGAAGAGAUGGUUGCCUUAAAAUCUGGAACUUUAGCAAUGGACAUUGUCUUAAAACUCUCAGCAGAGAUGCUGGCAAGUGUGCUGAGGUUUGUGACUGUACCUAUUUAAAAGUUCACAGGAACACGUUUGUGAUGUCUGUUGGCUGGGCUCGGAGAAUUGACAUUUACUUUGAUUCACCAGAUGACACCCAUCACGUUCAGAGACCACAGUCCUCUUGGCCGGAUGAUAUGAGAAAAGGGCAUAAAGAAGACAUUCUGUGUAUUGCGGCAUGUCCGCCCUCUCUCCUGGCCACCAGCAGCAGAGAUGGAGAGAUCAUCGUGUGGAAUCUGGUGUCUGGGCACAUUCAGUGUCACUUUCUCACCCCUCCGCUUUCCCCUGACUGCAACAGGGCCCAGGAGUACGACUGUUUCCCACUGUCACAGCGCCUAGGGUAUGACUGUUUCCCAUUGUCACAGUGCCCAGGGUACGACUGUUUCCCACUGUCACAGCGCCCAGGGUAUGACUGUUUCCCGUUGUCACAGCGCCCAGGGUACGACUGUUUCCCACUGUCACAGCGCCCAAGGGUACGACUGUUUCCCACUGCCAUAGUGCCCAGGGUACGACUGUUUCCCACUGUCACAGCGCUCAGGGUAAAACUGUUUCCCACUGCUAUAGUGCCCAGAGUACGACUGUUUCUCACUGCCAUAGUGCCCAGGGUACGACUGUUUCCCACUGUCACAGUGCCCGGGGUACGACUGUUUCCCACUGCCAUAGUGCCCAGGUGGACUGGUGACCUGUCCAGGACUGCUGUGCCUCUGCUAGUCCUAGACAGAAGUGUCCUGAGCUUGGUUUUCCUGCGAUCUGGGGUGCAGGGUGUCAUCUCCCACCCUACAACUUGUCUAAUAUCAUCUGGACCACAAGGCUACAUCCAUUUUUGGAGCGUGCUGAAUGGGGGAAAAUUUGUGGCUUCUUUUGCAGCGUCCAGAUGUCAGCAGCAGAUCACAAAGAUGACGGUGACAACAGAUGAGGGCACGCUGUUCACUGCUGACCAUGUGGGCUAUAUCUAUGUCUAUGAUAUAAAGUCAUAUGCACAAAGUCUAGAAAAAAAAACACCAAAAACUGUAAAUUAUUGGCGGGCACACGUUAGCAGCAUAACUGGCUUGCAGAUAAUAGAGAAAGAGCAGGUGCUGCUCACCUCCUCCGUGGACUACACCGUUCGCUUGUGGAGUGUACAUGGAGAAUUCAUAGGUACCUUUGGACAAACUGAGAGAUGGAGCAUCCAUACAAGGUCCUCUUGGAAGCAUCCUGCUGUUCCCUACGAGGUUCUGACUGAUCCAUUAAGCAUGCCCUCUCAUAGCAUUCUAACUGGACCAGCGGGCCUGGCUGAUAGUACCAGCUCUGCCUGGGCAGGAGAUCAGAUGGGUGCCGAGGCAGAGAAGCACAGUCAGCUUCGACACCCUCCACUGUGUAUUAGUGACAGAGACAUAGAGGAAGAGAUGAACAACUUUAGUUACCCACCAAAACAAGGGACACGACUGCGUCAUGAAAUAUUCAAACAUGCCAACAAAGAUCUCAGCUGUGGGGACACCAAAGCCUACUACAAUCCGAAGUAUUUUGAUAUAGCUGACACUCCAACUCCCUUUGAGAGGCCUGAUCUUUCCCUUGCUGGGAUUGAUCCUUUCAUAUCCAGCUUUGUGAAAGAAGAGCCUGCUGAAUGA